Pediculus humanus corporis (human body louse) is the source of this 458-nucleotide messenger RNA. RefSeq lists its product as uncharacterized. Gene Ontology annotation, molecular function: calcium ion binding. Gene Ontology annotation, cellular component: plasma membrane. The annotation marks the transcript as partial. NCBI's taxonomy places the organism in Eukaryota, Metazoa, Arthropoda, Insecta, Psocodea, Pediculidae. The record is from RefSeq and is a predicted model, not a curated record. The transcript is spliced from 2 exons. Gene Ontology annotation, biological process: homophilic cell-cell adhesion.
CGGAUUUGUCUGCUAUACAUAAAGUCGUGGCAUCGGAUUUGGACGAGGGUGUCAACGGUGAAAUAACUUAUUCCAUAACUUCCGGUAACAUCGGUAACAAAUUCAGCAUCGAUAUACAUUCUGGACUUUUGAGCGCGAGACCACUCGACAGAGAAGUUCAUUCGAAAUAUGUUUUGGGUAUAACGGCUCAGGAUAGAGGAAAUCCGACGUCUUUGCAGGGUUCGUGCAACAUAACGAUCGUCGUUGACGAUGAAAACGACAACGAUCCACAAUUUUCACAGCAAAAAUACACGGCAUCCAUACCUGAAGACAUUUUACCAAAUUCUGACGUUCUCACCGUACACGCCGUUGAUGCUGACACUGGAAUAAAUUCAAAAAUAUUUUAUUCAUUGGCAAACGAAACUCAUUGGCUAUUUAAAAUUGAUAAUAAAACUGGAGUCAUAUCAACAUCUGGGUAA